AUGGCAGCCAUGCACCCGAUGCCUGUGCUCUGGUUUGGUGGAGACUCGACAUUGUCGACAUCCUGGAGGGCCGAAGUGGAAACUGCGGCCUCUGUCAGAUCCUUUGCACCUUCUCCACGUCGUUUUCGCUCGCGAGAGCAGGGCAUGUCUCUCAGCUGGUCGAUGCUGGCUGCGGCUGCACGCUCUGUUUGGAGAUCUUGUAGGAGAGAUCGCAUGUCCAGCAUGCUGCGGUGCAAAGGACACCGACGGCCGCUGUUGGCAUCUUGCGCAUCAACCUUGGUGGCCAUGAAUCGGCCAGCGGAGGCCGAGGAAGCUGACUAUGUCUAUCCAGAGUGGAUCCGCCUUCCGUUGGCUCCCUAUGCCCGCAGAAGGACCUUGCUCAAGGAGCUGGUGCCAAACCAGGUUUGGACUUUGGACCAACUCUUUGGCACCUUCUAUGUUUAUGUGCCCAUCCGAGCCACCGUCUUGAAGGUGAAGGGAGGCUUGUUGGUCUAUGCUCCUGUGGCUGCCACCAAGGAAUGCCUGGGUAUGGUCAAGGAGCUCGAAGCCAAGCAUGGUCCUGUUCGAUGGAUCUUGCUUCCGUCAAAAGCGGUUGAGCACAAGGUUCUGGCUGGUCCCUUUGCCAAGAAGUUUCCAGAUGCCAAGUUUUACGUUGCUCCUGGACAAUUUUCGGUGCCACUUGACUUGCCACUGAGUGUCUUGGGCUUCCCGGACUUUGAGGUCUUGGACCCUGAGCGCUUGGAGGAUCUGCCCUGGAACGAGGAUUGCCUCACGGCCUACGUGGACGCCGCCACCUUCGGAGAAGUGGCGUUGCUUCACAAGAGUUCCAUGGUCGUGCCCAUGAGAAGUCGAAGUCGUGAUGAGAGGAGGCGGAGCUUUUUGGGCCACGAAGUCGAGACCAGUGCGAGCCGAAAGCUCGUUGAGCGCGCAGGGUCGAUGGGCUAUGGCAUUGGUGACAGGAUUUUCGACGACGAGGUUAGGUCCCGAAGUUCAACACCAGGCUCCUUGGGUCCUGAAAAAGAUGCCAUGGAGGGCGGCGUUGCAGCUCUUCUGGGCCUGGAGAACGAGGAGUUUUUCGCGUUUUUUGUGCGGACAACCUUCAGCUUCAACGUCUGCAUUGAAGCCAUGGCUCAGCGACCUUCACAUGCCUUGGGGCUUCUGCGACACCUGCGGCAGCAGGGGCUGCAGUGUGACAGCGCCACCUGGGGCGGUUGCAUCUUCGCCACCCGGAAGAGUUGGCGCAGGGCCUUGGGGCUUCUGACCCAGCUGAGGCGGCAACUGCGCUGGGAACUGGAUCAACACAUGGCCGCUUCCGGAUCUGUCCGCUCGGCGUUCCCUGAUCUUCACAGCCUGGUUGGCGCCACGAACGCAGCGCUGGGCUCUUGUGCUUUGGGGAAACGCUGGCGCAACGCUGUGGAUGUGCUAAGUCAUCUAGGUCGCGUCAGCCUUCAGGGGAACGAGAUCAGUCGUCAGGCGUUGGUGGCUUCAUUUGGUGCAGGCGUGGCAUGUCCUUGGCAGCUGCUCCUGCGCUUCCCUGGCGCUGCAUCGGCCGUGGCCAAACAACAGGAGUGGGCUCGCGCACUGACGCUGUACGAUGGAGUUCUACAGCCAGAUCCUUGCGCGCUUGGAGUGGUCAUGGAGGUUGGCCUCACAAUGAAGGCAGGCAGCCCCCAAGCUUUGCGAGGAGAACGCACCGAGAACUGGGUCCUGGAUGGUUCCCAGACGCUGGUGGUCACCGAUUCGCUCAUUUCCAUCCCGGAAGACCCGCCGGAACUGCUGAUGGAUGCGCAGUACUCCAAAGCCUUGGCCUACCACGCCCGCGAUGACGCCACCUCCGUCCUCCAGGACUCGCCCGAAACGCGGCGGAAGGGCUGGGCGCGGAUUGCGCUGUUUACAACCUUCUUCAACCCCGGUGGACUGGCAGAUGGUGAAGUGUGGAUACCAGAGGCCUCUGCCACGCGUCCGUGGCAAUGGCAAGCCAACUGGCAGCAGAGCUUUCAACGUCUGCGACAGAACGGCAAAGCUUUCGUAGCACCAAUCAUACGGGAACUCAUCCUGAAGCAACAACCCGAGAAGACCUUGGCAUACGUGGAGAGAAUCGCUUCCUGGAAUUUUCAGCGUGCAGUGAGCGCGCACUUCGACCCCAUCCGAAACUUUUCGCCCAAGCAGUUCCGGGAGUGCUUUGCAUUCCUGAAACGACCGACUGAGCUUCCCUACUGCGCAGAAGAUGUGAAAUUCUUGGUAGAGCUCCAGCAGUCCGCGAUUCCCAACGGUGAAGCGGUGAAAGUUGGCCAAAGUUGUGGUUUCCAGCCACGCGCCUGA
Cladocopium goreaui is the source of this 2322-nucleotide messenger RNA. Lineage: Eukaryota; Dinophyceae; Suessiales; Symbiodiniaceae. The record is from the annotation of a GenBank genome assembly.